GGUAGGAAGUGUAGUCGAGAGAGUACCCGAUAUCACAUUUUAGUCACUCAGAAAUAAGCCAUGUACUGUUUAUGUAACGGAAUAUCCAGUUUAAUAAAGCUGUGGGUGGUCUGCGUGUCUCUUUUCAUAAACCAUGGAUUCGCCGGUAAAAUGAAGAUAGUCGAGGAGCCAAACACAUUUGGGUUGAACAACCCUUUUCUUGCUCAGGGAAGCAGGCUACAGCCCAAAGUGACCCCAUCUCCAGUAUCUGGCCCGGUGCAUCUUCAUCGGCUUGCUGGAAAGUGCUUCAGUCACACAGAGUCAACGUAUAAAUAUGAAUUCUGUCCAUUUCACAACAUCACACAACAUGAGCAGUCAUUCAGGUGGAAUGCCUACAGUGGGAUACUGGGGAUCUGGCAGGAGUGGGAAAUAGCAAACAAUACGUUCACAGGAAUGUGGAUGAGAGACGGGGAUACUUGUGCAACCAGAAAUAGAGAAACAAAGGUGAUAUUUGUCUGUAGUGCAAGCAGCAAGCUUGCUCAAGUCUCAGAGCCCAGUACUUGUGUGUACUCGCUAACCUUUGAGACCCCACUUGUUUGCCAUCCCCAUUCUCUAUUAGUGUACCCGACCCUGACUGACACACUGCAAAAGGAAUGGGAUGAAGCUGAGCAGGCUCUCUACGAAGGUCUCAUUACUGAGCAGGGAUACAAUAAUCUUUUGAAGGACAUCUUUGAAGAUGCUGGUCUCCUGAAGAGCGAGAGAGUGAAGGUCAAGCUGCCAGAGGUUGCAGCCAAUUCAGAAAUGCACAGCUCUUUACAGAAAUGUACAGAGGACUUCCAAAAACAGAGAGAGGAGAUUGAGAGACUGCGCGCUAUCCUCACUCAACACAAUAUUCCUUUUGACUCAAAGCCAAGUAAAGCAAAAGGUACAGUAAGUGUGACAGUAAAGGAUCAACACCUAAGGGGAGACACCGGCCUUAUUGAUCUGCACUGAAUAUCUCCUGGAAG
Seriola dumerili (greater amberjack) is the source of this 986-nucleotide messenger RNA. RefSeq names its product N-acetylglucosamine-1-phosphate transferase gamma subunit (gene gnptg). NCBI's taxonomy places the organism in Eukaryota, Metazoa, Chordata, Actinopteri, Carangiformes, Carangidae. Gene Ontology annotation, cellular component: Golgi apparatus. The record is from RefSeq and is a predicted model, not a curated record. Bases 61 to 972 code for a protein of 303 amino acids. The transcript has 11 exons.